AUGGCGAACCAUGAUGGAGACAUCCAUGCAACCAAACCAUUCCCAUCUCUCAAAAAGUUGAUAAUUAAGAAGAUGGCAGAGUGGGAGUACUCGCAGAUACCAGAAUGUGACGUAUUUAGUAAUCUUGAAGAGGUUUGCAUAAUUGAUUGUCCCAAACUAAUUGGAGAACUUCCCAAACAACUUUCAUCACUGCAAAGCCUUGAGAUUUCUGGAUGUGACAAACUUGUGCUUCCCAAUGUUCAAUUGAGAAUCUUCAAUGGAAACAAUCAACAACUCUCAUCUCUUCGUAAGUUGAAGAUUAGGGCUCUAAAGAAUUUGAAAGAUUUGUACCUGGAGAUCAACAGGUUAACCAGUCUUGAGAAUUUGGAAAUAGAUGAUUGUGGGUCUCUGUUACCCUUUCCGGUAAGCUGCCUACCUGCCUCACUAAAAUCACUCGAAUAUUAUAAAUGUUGCAACUUGAACCUGGAGAGUGAAAGCUUGCAGGGUGGAUCCCCAGAGUUUUUGAGAUUACUUAAUUGUGACUCUCUCUCAGUCAUCUCGCUUGGUUCAUUUCCUAUGCCAAAAAGUUUUGACAUUGAAGAUUGCAAUAGUUUUGACAUUGUUUCAAUUCCAUCAUGUGGGAUUGGGAAUCAGAGUAGCAGCAGUGCUAUUUUGACAUCAUUGCAGUCUUUAUGUAUCCAAUACUGCGAUGAGCUAGUGUCUUUUCUGAAGGGAGGCUUGCCAGCUCCCAAUCUAACGCAGAUUAUUUUUCGGAAUUGCAAGAAGCUCAAGUCAUUGCCAGAACUGAUGGAAUCUCUGCUUCCAUCUCUUCGACGUCUGGAUUUAGACGGUUGUCCAGAAUCGAGUGCUUCCCCGAGGGAGGUUUACCCUUCAGCCUACAAUCCCUUCUGA
Coffea eugenioides is the source of this 891-nucleotide messenger RNA. RefSeq names its product putative disease resistance protein At3g14460. Lineage: Eukaryota; Viridiplantae; Streptophyta; Magnoliopsida; Gentianales; Rubiaceae. The transcript has a single exon. The record is from RefSeq and is a predicted model, not a curated record. Gene Ontology annotation, molecular function: protein binding. The coding region runs from base 1 to 891 and encodes 296 amino acids.